AUGGGCACGGGGACCGAGGCCGGCCCGUUAGACCUGGGCCAUUUCAUCCCUAACCUGCGCAGGCUCGGUUUCCCCACCAACCGCCUCCCAUCUCGUUUAAGUAGGAGGACGUGCAGGCCUCUGAACAAGGCGGCAUCCUGGGCGGAGGAUCCCCUAUGCUCGCCGCCGCAGGAGUACCUGUCACCGCAAGAGCCAACGAUUAGCUAG
Molecule: messenger RNA, 207 nt
Organism: Colletotrichum graminicola M1.001
Lineage: Eukaryota; Fungi; Ascomycota; Sordariomycetes; Glomerellales; Glomerellaceae
Exons: 2
Coding region: 1-207 (68 amino acids)
Source: RefSeq, a predicted model, not a curated record